This is a messenger RNA of Camellia sinensis, 2703 nucleotides long. The record is from RefSeq and is a predicted model, not a curated record. NCBI's taxonomy places the organism in Eukaryota, Viridiplantae, Streptophyta, Magnoliopsida, Ericales, Theaceae.
AUGGGUCAAGAUGCAUACGAUCAUUGCACGGCUAAUCCUAAAGUGUUUAAGAAAUUACUUGAAGAUGCCGAAAAACCAUUGUAUCCGGGUUGCACAAAGUUUACCAAGUUAUCUACAUUGGUUAAACUAUAUAACUUCAAAACUACAAAUAGCCUAUCUCACACUGGGUUUUCAGACCUACUGACGUUGUUGAGUGAUAUGCUGCCAUUGAACAAUGAAAUACCAUCAUCCAUGUAUGAGGCUGGGAAGACGUUUGCUGCAUUGGGAAUGGGAUAUGGGAAAAUACAUGCAUGUCCAUAUGAUUGCAUACUCUAUAGAAAAGAGUACAAAGAUACAACUUCAUGUCCUACAUGUGGUACAUCCAGAUGGAAGUUGAAGAAGAAUUCCACUGAAAUAAGAAAGGAUGUGCCUGCAAAAGUUUUAUGGUAUUUUCCAUCUAUCCCAAGGUUUCAAAGGAUGUUCCAAUCAGCAAAAAUAGCGAAGGAUAUGACAUGGCAUGCUCACGAAAGAGAUUAUGUUGGCACAAUGUGUCACCCAGCAGAUUCUCCAUCAUGGAAGUUAGUAGACCACAAGUGGCCAGAUUUCAUUGCAGAGCCAAGAAACCUUCGAUUAGCUAUUUCUACAGAUGGAAUAAAUCCACAUAGUUCCCUUAGUAGUAGGUAUAGUUGUUGGCCAGUUAUAAUGAUUACCUACAAUCUUCCACCGUGGUUAUGUAUGAAGAAGAAAUUUAUGAUGUUAUCAUUGUUAAUAUCAGGUCCACAACAACUUGGAAAUGACAUUGAUGUUUACUUGGCACCACUAAUUGAUGAUUUGAAAAUGUUGUGGGAGGUAAGUGUUGAAGCUUAUGGCGCUUAUAAAAAAGAACACUUCAGGCUAAAAGCUAUAUUGUUGUGGACAAUUAACGACUUUCCAGCAUUAGGUAAUUUGAGCGGUUGUACUGUAAGGGGAUAUUAUGCAUGUCCAAUUUGCCGUGAAGGAACAUGUUCUCACAGAUUAAAAUAUGGUAAGAAGAACACAUAUGUUGGCCAUAGAAAACUUCUUCCACGCUAUCAUCCAUGUUGGAGGCAAAAAAAGGCUUUUAAUGGUGAGCAAGAGUUUGGAUUAGCUCCAAUACCAUUAACUGGGGAGGAGAUAUUAAAUAAGGUUGAAGGGCUUGUAACCAUAUGGGGAAAGAAAAAUAAAAAAACAUUACAUGUUGGUGGUACAAAAUGUUGGAAGAAGAAAUCAUUAAUCUUUGAUCUUGAAUAUUGGAAGUACUUACAUGUUCGACAUAAUUUGGAUGUUAUGCAUAUUGAGAAGAAUGUGUGUGAGAGCCUCAUUGGUACGUUACUUAAUAUUCCAGGAAAAACAAAGGAUGGAAUUAAUUCUUGCCUUGAUCUUGUAGAAAUGGGUUUGCGUGAAGAACUGGCACCACAAAUUAGGGAGAAGCGAACAUACUUGCCUCCAGCAUGUUACACAUUGUCUAAGGAGGAGAAAAGAAGAGUAUGUACAACAUUAUUGGAAUUGAAGGUUCCAGAAGGACACUAUUCAAAUUUGGGAGUCGUCAAAGUGGUGGAUGUGGGAAAAUUAGAUGAGAUUCAAAAAGAUCUUGUGGUGACAUUGUGUUUGCUUGAAAAGUACUUGCCACCUUCAUUCCUUAAUAUCAUGGUGCAUUUGACAGUGCAUCUUGUUAGAGAAGUUCGACUUUGUGGACCAGUUCACUUUAGAUGGAUGUGCCAAUUUGAGAGGUUCAUGAAGAUCUUAAAGGGUUAUGUUCGUAAUCGUAAUUGUCCUGAAGGUUGCAUUGCUGAAAGUUACAUUGUAGAAGAAACUGUUGAGUUUUGUGCAGAGUACUUAUUUGGAGUGGAUGCAAUCGGGAUUCCUUCUAAUAGGAACAUGACAGAUAAUGAUGAUAUAGAAAUUGGAAGGCCUUUACUGUUGAUCGCAGUGAAUGGGAGCAAACACAUCGUUAUGGCGCAUAUGGCUUGGUUGAAGCUGAAAUAUCAUCGUCAAUCACAAAGUCAAAAAUGGCUACAAAUUGAGCAUAAUAAAACAUUUAUGUAUUGGCUUCAUGAAAAGGUCUCAAAGGAAUUAAGUGGCCAAAAUAAUAUCUCAAAUAACCUGAAGUGGAUAGCACAAGGACCUCGAUUGGAUGUUAUAAAAUUCCCUGGCUAUAUCAUCAAUGGUUGUCGUUAUCACACAAAAGAUCAGGAUAACUCACGAGUUAGCCAAAACAGUGGAGUUAGUUUAGUGGCAACAACAAUGCAUGUGACAGGUUACAAGGAUAAGAACCCAGUGUUUACUGAUAUGAGUUACUAUGGAGUUAUUAUUGAGAUAUGGCAACUUGACUACAAUAUGUUCAAGAUUCCGGUAUUUAAGUGUGAUUGGGUUGACAACACAAAGGGAAUUAAAGUAGAUGAGUUGGGUUUCACAUUAGUUGAGUUAGGGAAGAUAGGCCAUAAAGACAAUCCCUUCAUUUUGGCUUCCCAAGCUAAGCAAGUUUUUUAUGUACAAGAUCAACUUGAUCCGAGAUGGUCAGUUGUGCUAGAACCUCCUCAAAAACAAUAUUCUUGUGAAAAGGAUGAUGAGUUCAAUGAUUUUUGUAUAGAACAUCAUGGCUUUACAAAAGUUUUGCCAAAAGUUGAAUCAUUAGAUGUGGUUGAUGAUUCUAUGUCAUCUUACAUGCGAGGAGAUUGUAAGGGAACUUGGCUCGAUAAUCCAUGA